Messenger RNA from Paramuricea clavata, 5508 nucleotides. Lineage: Eukaryota; Metazoa; Cnidaria; Anthozoa; Malacalcyonacea; Plexauridae. The record is from the annotation of a GenBank genome assembly.
CACCAAUUACUUCGAAAUCAUUUUUAUAUAAAACCCCAUGCAGUUUUUCCAUUGGAAUGUACGUAAGAGCCAUAGCAAGGCCGAGCGAGGCUAUAAAGACGGCUCUGCCCACCACAUACCGUUCAGAACACUGCACAGUAACAAACUGUUUGUACAACGUUGGCUGCGUUUCGCAGAAAUAGACCAUCAGAAUCAAAUCUAUCCAAGCAAGUUUAAAGUACAGCAGAAUGGCGAAUGUCUACAGAAUUGCAGCUCAUCUGUUACUCGUGUUUGUGUUAGGUAACGUUGGAUGUAUAUUAUCGCAUACAAAAUGCGCAAUAGAUAUUUAUGUACUUUGAUUUUAUGUUCGUGCAAAUAUUUGUAGUUUUUUAGGGUCAAAUAUUUUGUAUUGCGAUGCCUUUUACCUCGCCUUUUCCUGCACAAUAUUGUACAGAUCAUGAGGAUUUUGGACAUUGACACUCGCUAUAACUCAUUGUAGAAGAGUUUUGUACAUGGAGAUGUCGAGUCCAUGAGAAGUUCAUACAUUUAUUAGACUUACCAAGUAGCAAUUGCGAAAAAUGCAUCUAUAUGGAUCCUCCGGUAGGAAUCGAAUAUUGUCGGCCAAUUUUAGUCACGGAUUAAUAUGAAACUCAAUAACUCAUUUCUAUGGAAUGCGUCUUAUUUAUAGCCCAUAAUUCAAAUACGUGUUUAAUAGACUAACGCCUGUAUUCUAAAAUCUCACAAUCAAAGAGUGGAGGUUCAAUCUGAGCUUCUCUUGAGUGUCAAUACUGUUUUUGAAUAUCUGGAGGGUUAGUAGUCACAUAGUAAUAAGGUACUGACCCUCCAGUUAUUCAAAAACAGCACUGACACUCAAGGGAAGCUCAGAUUUACCCUCCACUCUUUGAGUGUGAGUGAGCUGUUAGAAUACAGGCGUUAGUCGGUCGGUCUGCAUAGGCUGGCUAAAUUAAGUUCGACUCCUUCUAUAUUAAACUCAGACAGAAAGUGAUUAUCAAAAUAAAACGAUCAUACUUAGAUCAGGCAUGUUUGCGCCAGAGUAAAAACUUCGGUUUUGCAAAGUCCGGAUAAUUUAGGUUGUAUCUCGAUGGGUAACCCCUAACAUCAAACACCGAACUUGAAUUGUUUUCAGUCAUUGGAUUGUACAACGAUCAGCAUAUAGUAUUUCAGUAUGCGUCACCGCGAGAUAGCAGAUGGUGGGCAACCAACGUUGAUACUGAUAGAAAAUUAAACUAACGCUAUGUUUCCACUAAAUCGGAUGGCUUUCCGCAGCGACGAGAAAAAGCAUCUAUCCGAUACGGAAUGUACAACUUUCAGAAGCUGAGUGAAACAACAUCUCUCCGUUGCAAUAAUUCCUCUGAAAAUAGCGUUCCUAAAAGGUACGGAUAGAUGUCCUUUCACGUCGCUACGGAAACCUAUCUGGUACAGUGACAACGUUGCCGAAAUCUCUCUUUCUCACGAGUAUCAAAUCAUUUUCUGAAAAAAUAUGUUUAAAAUAGUGUUUGUUGUAACAACAAAUGCGGAUCAUUUAACAGUCGGCUGCUAAUUCCUAUCGUUCUUCUACGUCGAUGUAUCUGAAAAAAUAACCCGAUGCAUUUGCGUCAAUGCGCACUUUAUCACUCUUCGAUGUAACAAUUGCACGUAGAGUGGAAUACGGGAAUACGUUAGAGAUUGGUAGCCUGCGUCGCAGUCGCUUUAUUUUAUUGAAUGUUUUGAGGAUUUUAAAUAAAUGGCGGAUUUAUUCAAAAAUCCUCAAAACCUUCAAUAAGAUAAAGCGACUGCUACACAGGCUAUGAGAUUGGGGGCGUAAUAGAUAAAUUCCAUGAUCUUACGUUCUGUCACGUUCAGAAUUUUUUGGCGCAAGACUCUGCGCACGAGUAAAAUUCCGCAUCAGUCUUGUACCGCAUUCUACGCAAAUUAACCUUGCUUCUGUACCGCAUUCUAUGCAAAUUAGUCCUGUUUUUGUACCACAUUCUACGCAAAUUACGUUAGAUAUACCGGUCUCAUCAAAUGGAUUGAUUUAAAAUAUCAUCGAUGUUAAUUCACGUCCUGCCUUGUAGAAUCAUGACGUUCUGAGCGAUACGCUUUUGCCAGAGGCCUCACCUCCUGACGAAAGUUCUUUUCGGAUUUGCCAGGUUGUUUCAAGGUCGAUGUGCAUUACACAACUUUUGCCUAAAACUGUCGCGUGCAACCUGCUUGCAACUUGAGUUGUACUGUGUAAAUCAAGCAUACAACUCACUUACGCUGUUGCAGGCGAGUUGUUGGCUUGAUUUAUACCGUACAACUCAAGUUGUAAGCAAGUUGCAUGCGACAGUUUUGGGUAAAAGUUGUGUAGUGUAAAUCAGACAAUAAAUCGCCUUAACUCGUCCUUGAAUCAUUCUCUUGUAAUUUUCAGUGAACGGCCAUCCCCUUCAAAAACACCGAGAAAAGCGUAUCGUUGGAGGAACGCCCGUCACAAAGCCAGGGAAAUGGCCAUGGAUUGCGACUCUCGUAUUUAACCAAACCCACUAUUGUAGUGGAUCAAUUAUUGACAAGAAAUGGAUCGUCACUACUGCACAUUGUUUUCAUGGUAAGUUCGUUCUAGUGCGAUAUUUUCAGACAGAACACAAGGCAGCUAAUUGUAGAAUAUUGUAGAAUACUACCUACACUGGACCACAACGUUUCGGAUAUAUUUUUCAUGCAGGUAGUUCAGACACAAACCACGGUAGCUUAUUGUAGAAUACUACCUACACUGGACCACCACGUUUGAGAUAUCUUUUUCAGGUAGUUCAGACACAAACCACGACAGCUUAUUGUAGAAUACUACCUACACUGGACCAUCACGUUUGAGAUAUCUUUUUCAGGUAGUUCAGACACAAACCACGACAGCUUAUUGUAGAAUACUACCUACACUGGACCAUCACGUUUGAGAUAUCUUCUUCAGGUACUUCAGACACAAACCACGACAGCUUAUUGUAGAAUACUACCUACACUGGACCAACACGUUUGAGAUAUCUUUUUCAGGUAGUUCAGACACAAACCACGACAACUUAUUGUAGAAUACUACCUACACUGGACCACCACGUUUGAGAUAUCUUUUUCAGGUACUUCAGACACAAACCACGACAGCUUAUUGUAGAAUACUACCUACACUGGACCACCACGUUUGAGAUAUCUUUUCCAGGUAGUUCAGACACAAACCACGACAGCUUAUUGUAGAAUACUAUCUACACUGAACCACCACGUUUGAGAUAUCUUUUUCAGGUAGUUCAGACACAAACCACGACAGCUUAUUGUAGAAUACUACCUACACUGGACCACCACGUUUGAGAUUUCUUUUUCAGGUAGUUCAGACACAAACCACGACAGCUUAUUGUAGAAUACUAUCUACACUGGACCACCACGUUUGAGAUUUCUUUUUCAGGUAGUUCAGACACAAACCACGACAGAAGCUCACAUUCUGUUCAUUUUCAGAUAAUCACAGUUCAACAAAAGCUCGUGAUUGGUUGGUCAAAGUUGGUAAACAUGACAUCAGUAAACAAGAAAGUCAUGAACAAAGUUUGAAAGUGAAACGAAUCAUUCGACAUCCGAACUAUACUAACAUGUGGGACAAGUUCAAGAUUGAUAGACCUGAUGACAAUGACGUAGGUAAGUAGAGAGCUUUACAUUCACUGCGAGUUUUAAAACAUUCGCCAGACUUUCUCUGUCUUGAGUUUGUUGAGUUUCUCACUCGCUGGCGAGUGGAUUUCCCAACAGGCAAUAGCUCAAUUGAUUGGGGAUCCGAGGUACCUAUAUAUACGAUUUAACGUCCUUAUCCGAGAAAGUCUAACCAUUUACUGAUGUCAAUGUAAAGGUAGCUCUUUCUCCACAAUUAUUUUAAGACCUUGAAUAGCGAUCCGACCAAUGAUUGAACUCAACUUGUUGUUCUUAAAGGUUAACUUCGUGCUCUUUUCAUGUUAAUAUCUGUUCAAAUAUAUCAAUGUGUUAAUGUGUGUUUGUGUCUUUAAAUAUUUAUGAAACGUAUAACUAUUGUUGUCUUAAUUCUUGGGUUGGUCUUAAUAUGGGAUUCUUGUCCUAUUGCCCAUAUCUUCAACAUUAUUUCUUCAUCUAUGUGUAUAUUCUUAAAUUUAAUAUCUAUUUGUUCAUGUGGCAAAGGUUGUAAAGUUAAUAAAUAAAUAUAUUUCUUUUCGUUUUCAGCUCUUCUAGAAUUCCUAGGCCACAUCAACUAUACAAGCUAUGCAAAACCAAUCAGACUUUUGGGCGACGGCACAAGAUUUCGCCCUGGUCACAAAUGUAACAUAGCUGGCUGGGGCCAUACACACUUCGAGGGCAAGACUCAAGACAUCUUGCGUGAAGUGGCUGUGGAGCUCGUCUCAAGAAAGAAAUGUAACAGUCCGAUAUCGUACAAUGGGACAGUUCACAACCGAGCAAUAUGCGCAGGGUACGAGGGCGGUGGCCGAGACGCGUGCCAGUACGAUAGUGGUGGACCGCUGUUCUGUAGAAAGGCUGGAAGAUGGUACUUGGUUGGUCAGGUGUCUUGGGGGGAUAAGUGUGGAUUACCGCAUAAAUAUGGAGUAUAUUCGAACAUGCAGCGAUUGACACCGUGGGUAAAAAGUAUCAUAAAAACUCCCCGCAAUAUCCGUAAUCGUCAUGGCUAAAAAUAACCUGUGAACAGGCUCUCCAAAUAAGGACAGUCUACGGCUAAAUACGAAAUAUAAACAGCACGAAUUCUUAUCUGGUUAUAUAUGGUUAAAACUUGUAAAUAUUAUACAAUAUAAUCAAAGGAUAAUUCUGUAAUAUCAAUCUUUCAUUUCAAAAUUACUAUUUUAAAAGAUAUUUUAUAUCGAUUACCAAAUUGUCACAAAAUUCAGCAUACAUCAGGCCCAACAAUCUGCUGAGUGCAAUGAAUGUGUAUCAGUGAUGGGUAUGCUUACAAAUUAUCAUAAUUACAUGUUUGUUAAGUCUAAACUUUGUGAAUAAAUAUUGACAUUUUAUUUCAUUGUUUAUUCCAAUUGAAAGAAAGUAUUAUUGCUUUUGUAGAAUAAUUCGUCUCUGUGUAACCAAAUCACAUGUAAAUUUAAAUGAGAGUGUGGUUGUUAAGUAAUCUUAUUUAAAUACUAAGGCACUGGUUGGCCUCAUUUUUUGAAGCGAAAACUAAAGUAUAGCGAAGUCCUAGGCCCACUUCAAUGCCGCGGGGGCUUCAACUGGACUAUACCAGGGAGAAGCCCCUCAGGACUGGACCACGGCUGAUAAGGUGAUACAUUCCGAACGUACAAUCAACUCCAUAGCUUAGCUGCUGGACUAGAAAGUAUACAUACGAAACUCACAUUCAACCACAGAGCUCAGAGUACAUACCAGAGCUGAAUUGUUGGAGUACAUAGCUAGCUAUAACAUACCUAGUUACUACAUGCCUCAGUUGUUGAACAAGAUCUGUCUGAGAGCAUUGGAAGAUGACGAGGAGUUGGUGAUCGUAGGAAGAUCCAAUGACGGUCGUAAAGAUGAGCCGAGAAGAGCAUUGCCAGUCUCUGAAGAUCU